AUGGAGAUAUCACAUAAAUUCAGUUGGGACCUUGUCCUGAUUUUGGCAGUGGCACUUACGUCACCUGCAAUCACGGUGCUGUGUAAUGACAUCCUGGGUCUGAAGGUGGCAGGAGAUCCAGUGCUGACCCCUACCUCUGUCUGCCUGCGGCUGGCGGGCCUGAGCAAGCGUCAGAUGCGUCUGUGUGUUCGGAGCCCCGACGUGACGGCUUCAGCCCUGCAGGGCAUACAGGUGGCCAUCCACGAGUGCCAGCACCAGCUCAGAGACCAGAGGUGGAACUGUUCUGCCCUGGAGAGCCUCAACAAGCUGCCCCACCAGAGCGCAAUCCUCAACAGGGGCUUCAGGGAGACUGCCUUCUCUCUGUCCCUGUUGGCAGCGGGUGUGGCACACUCCGUGGCUUCUGCCUGCAGCCUGGGCAAACUCCGUGACUGCGGCUGCGAGGCCAAGCGUCGCCUGGACGAUGACAAGAUCCGUCUCAAACUCACCCAACUGCAGCUGCAGACCCUACAGAGAGGCGGGGCCAGAGCGGGCAUGGGAGGGGGUGGGGGAGGAGGCCCCCCCGCCCCCCAGGAUUUCAAAGAUGUGCCAGCCAGCCAGCGUUCUGGUUCUACCCACCCCACCUCCCUCCUCAAUCCCCUGCCAGAGGACUUCAGCCCCCAGCAGGAAACCUGGGAGUGGGGGGGCUGUAGCCAUGACACCCGCUUCGGUGAGAGAUUCUCCAGAGAUUGGUUGGACUCCCGGGGGACUCCGAGGGAUAUCCACGCCCGCAUGAGGAUCCACAACAACAGGGUGGGCCGACAGCUUGUGACUGACAACAUGAAGCGGAGGUGUAAGUGCCACGGCACGUCAGGCAGCUGCCAGUUCAAGACCUGCUGGUACGUGUCUCCUGAGUUCAGGCUGCUGGGUUCUCUGCUGAGGGAUAAGUUCCUCUCCGCCAUCUUCAUCAACUCCCAGAACAAGAACAGCGGGGUGUUCAACCCCCGGGUCGCAGCUGGCAAUGGAGCCUUGAAUGGGGUUAGGAACGGGGCCGGAGUGGGGUCCAGAUCUGGGUCUGGGGGCGUGGGUAGCCCAAACAAUGUGGGUCGGCGGAGGCCGAGUGUGUCACGGGAGCUGGUCUACUUUGAGAAGUCUCCAGACUUCUGUGAGCGGGAGCCGUCCCUGGACUCCUUGGGCACCCAGGGACGGAUCUGCAACAAGACCAGCCACAGCAUGGACAGCUGCGGGUCCCUGUGCUGCGGGAGAGGGCACAAUAUCCUGAAGCAGACACGUAGUGAGAGGUGCCACUGCCGCUUCCACUGGUGCUGCUACGUGCUCUGUGAGGAGUGUCGAGUCACUGAGUGGGUCAACGUUUGUAAGUAG
Molecule: messenger RNA, 1359 nt
Organism: Salvelinus namaycush (lake trout)
Lineage: Eukaryota; Metazoa; Chordata; Actinopteri; Salmoniformes; Salmonidae
Product: protein Wnt-10b-like
Exons: 5
Coding region: 1-1359 (452 amino acids)
Biological process (GO): canonical Wnt signaling pathway; multicellular organism development; cell fate commitment
Cellular component (GO): extracellular region
Molecular function (GO): cytokine activity; frizzled binding
Source: RefSeq, a predicted model, not a curated record